Messenger RNA from Paramacrobiotus metropolitanus, 2285 nucleotides. RefSeq names its product dynein regulatory complex protein 10-like. The coding region runs from base 287 to 1975 and encodes 562 amino acids. NCBI's taxonomy places the organism in Eukaryota, Metazoa, Tardigrada, Eutardigrada, Parachela, Macrobiotidae. Gene Ontology annotation, molecular function: protein binding. The record is from RefSeq and is a predicted model, not a curated record. The transcript has 5 exons.
GCUGCCUGGUGAUGAUCAUUGAUGCUCAGAUUUGUGAUUGUUUGAGUGAAGUGAAGACUGUGAAGCCGUGUUUCAGAGCACAGUAAAGCCAGCUUGACUUGUAAACAAUCAUAGCUGAUUACAGUAAAUACCUAUUUAAUUUCUGUUACUUAAUCGUUCAAAGUACAGAGGGUUAUUCAGCCAAGUGUGUCUUCGAUUUUUUCCAAACUGGAUAAUGGGCAUUUUUGCCUGUUACAAUAGUAACAAAUUUUGCUGUUAAAACUUACGGUUAAUCUGUUUGUUCGAAAUGAAGCGUUCAAAAUCUAGCGCAGUCUUUAAACGACCCAGUGAAGCGGUAUUACGGAAAAGUUUCCAAAGCAAACGUGCUUCCAACUUCCAAUCUGGAACGCGCAGACGAGUUACAAAAUCCUCAUCCAACGCCGAUGAUCAUUAUGACAACUCGGAGAACGCCCUGGGAAAAAGCGCCGUACGCUACCAACCGCAACCAGCCGACGGACAGCUGUCCAAUCUGUCGCCGGAAGAAGACUGGCGCUUAUGGUGGAAGGCGCCGCUCCCGAUGCGACACCAUACAUGGGAAACCGAUGCGGAGAAAGAGCGCAAGCAUGAACUCAUCCAGCAGGUCAUCAAUGGUUUCCCCCAUGUGCCACACCAACUAGACACCGCCCGUUUGAAAGCCGUUAUUUCCGAGCUGAAUGUCGGUUUCCGUGUCGCCAGUCUCUUGCCAACAUUGCUGUUCACGGACGAUCCGGCCAAGUUGGACGUGUUGGGUGACGAUGUCAAUCGCACACUGCAGCUGUUCCGUUUGCAACUGGAACUGGCGACCAAUGCCAUCAUGCCGCCCGAAAUUGUACAAUUUUCGGAGGAGGAACUGGGAAGUGAGGGUUUAGGCCGGGAAUCCUUUGAUGCGUCCGAAAGCGACUUGGAAGUGCACGCUUCGGAGUCACUGACGGAAGACGACCAGGUGGCUGAGGGCAGCGAUAUUCGCAUCGCGACCGAUUUCGACGGGGCGUUGUUUUCGUUUAAAGAGACCUUCCAUACAUUGUGUUUGGCUUUCCGCGAUUCGUGUAAUUACGAUUUAUUGGCCAAAGCAGAACGCGUCUUUGGGCAUACGACGAAGGAAUUACCUACCUGGCCAGUGGUUUCUGAGCUUCGUGAUUUGACGCACAUAAUUAUGGAACUAUUGCUCAACGGACUGCAGUCAACUCCCUUUGAUACACGUGAGUUGCAAAAGGUCAGUGACCAGAUGACGGAAGCCACCAAAACUGCCGAGGGCAACAAGCGACUGGUCCGGCACGAAUACGAAGGGAUCAUGCACAAGUACCGCAAGGAACAACAACUGCUAGCCGGAAGUAUCAGACAGGGCGAGCGACAGGUCGAGGCGCGGCUUAGAGAACUGCAGGAGGCCAGAGCCACUGCGCAGACCAAGAUUCGCCGCCAAGUGGGCGACGACAGCAAACCUCACGAAGCCAAACUCGCAAGAAUGGAGAAAGAUGUCGAAGAAACUGUCAGUUUUAUUUCCAGUCAGAAUAAGGAGCGUUAUCUUCUAGAAACAGCUCAUAUGUCACAACUUCGCGAUCACGGUGCUCUGAUGGCGGCUGACGAAAAGAAUAUUCUGGAGAACUGCGUCCAGUUAAAGGCGGAAAUAAUUGCUUUAUUGGAGAGAAAGGAAAUGCUGGAGACAAUUCUUGCUAAAAUGAAGGAAGAAGAGCAGUCGGCUGAGAAAGAAAUGCUGGAGCUGGUCAAAGAUCGUCAGGAGCGCGACGAGGGGAGACGACGUGCCGAAGCGGAAGCACUCCGGCGACACAAAGCGGCCAUUGUCAUACAGAAGUGGUGGCGUGGAUAUAAAGUGCGCAAAAUGCUCAAGAAAGGGAAGAAGAAAGGCAAAGGAAAGGGAAAAGGCAAAAAGGGAAAAGGGAAGAGCAAAAGCAAGACACCCACUACUCCUGCCAAAGCUAAAGGGAAAUCGAAAAAGUAGUGCACAGAGACCAACUAAUAAAGUACAGCUUAGCUUUUUUUAUAUUUUGCUUAUUGACAGAUGACAGGUAUAAAUUGCGUAGAUCGUUCGACUGUUGGUCAUUUCUUGAGUAAAUUUAACCGAAGCGAAAGGGUAUCAGUUUUGUUAUGUUUUGUACUCGUAUAAGUAAUGGGAGUGGUGCUAUCUGUUGUUGUAUUCGAUCAUGGUUUAAUCUGCUACUACAGCUUAGUAAUAAUUAUGUCAGUUUACAUACGCAAUUUACCUACUCUUGUUCCUAAGCGCGAUAAUAAACUGCGCACAGCUUAUAUAU